UGUGUGUGUGUGUGUGUGUACUUGUAUUUCUUACUUUAUGGGGCCCAGUGACCAGGAGCACACCAACGGUAUGGGGUCCAACAACCUUGUGGGGCCCGAAAUGGUGGGCCCCACACCGAUUUCAAUGUAAACUGCCUCAGAAGCCUCUGCUGAUAUGCCUCAUGCUUUUUUUUCACUUUCCCCACAAGGUGAUAAAAACUGGUUAUGAGUGUGUAUGUGUGUAUGCUCUCUAUCGCCCCUGUAGCUGGGAACGUGGUAUUGCAGCAGAUACACACUACCGGAAGUGUGUGUGGCUUUAGCCAAUGAGAAAGGCCCACGGAGAGGGAGGGAGGAGCCGUGUAGUUUUAUUGGAUGCGCCCACGCUACACGCACAUUGUUACUGGGUUUUAAUCUUCAAUUCCUCGUGUUUUGACUCUGUUUCAACUGAAGAAACACUUCAUGUAGGCUAAGCAACAGGAUUCUGUAAUCCUAUAGUAUUUAACUAUACAUCUGAUAUAGUUUAAUGUGUAUUUCUAGUCGUGUGAACAGAAUGAUGCUUAAUGAAGUAAGGUUUUAAACAGAUGGCUAACAUUAGCUGCUAAAAGUUCACGGAGACGGCAUUUUAAACCGGAAGUUCCACGCGCUUCGACUCUGAACACACGGAAAACACUCUUCAUGUGAGAAACCGAGCCAUAAUGUUGAAAAGAAAGACAAGGAUACGGCCUGUUGAUGAUGCCAGGACACACAUUCUGUCAUUGAGGGACAAGCCUGGGUUUAUGGAACGAUUUAUCGAUAGUAACAAAGGAAGAGGAGUGUUUACUACCCAGCCUGUGGAAGCCGGAGCUUUUGUUUUGGAGUACAGGGGUGAACUCAUUUCAGCAGAAGAAUGCCGGGCAAGAGACUACACUGAGUUACAGAGCACAUUUCUGUUUGAAUUUGAGUGGCAGAAGCGUCACUGGUGUAUUGAUGCAUCCAAAGAAGACCGCUCCCUUGGAAGAUUGAUUAAUGACAACCACAAAUCUCCAAACUGCACCAUGAAAAAAAUCGUAGUAAACGACAGGCCACAUUUGUGUCUAUUUGCUGUGAAGAAAAUUGAAAUAGGAAGUGAAAUCGAAUACAACUAUGGUGAUUCACAAUGGCCAUGGCGUAAAAAGGGGCCAAAGCAGCAGACUUCUGUUCUAGAGACCAAAACAUCCCUAACAGAUCGCUCUUCCCAUGAUGACUCCAACAAAGAUGCUGUCGUCACACAGGAGCCAAAGCAGCAGACUUCUGUUCUAGAGACCAAAACAUCCCUAACAGAUCACUCUUCCCAUGAUGACUCCAACAAAGAUGCUGUCGUCAUACAGGAGCCAAAGCAGCAGACUUCUGUUCUAGAGACCAAAACAUCCCUAACAGAUCACUCUUCCCAUGAUGACUCCAACAAAGAUGCUGUCGUCACACAGGAGCCAAAGCAGCAGACUUCUGUUCUAGAGACCAAAACAUCCCUAACAGAUCACUCUUCCCAUGAUGACUCCAACAAAGAUGCUGUCGUCACACAGGAGCCAAAGCAGCAGACUUCUGUUCUAGAGACCAAAACAUCCCUAACAGAUCACUCUUCCCAUGAUGACUCCAACAAAGAUGCUGUCGUCACACAGGAGCCAAAGCAGCAGACUUCUGUUCUAGAGACCAAAACAUCCCUAACAGAUCACUCUUCCCAUGAUGACUCCAACAAAGAUGCUGUCGUCACACAGGUAUUUACCAUCAAAGGGUUUUCCCUAGUGAACUAUCCCGAAAGUGAUGAGACGGAUGAGUAUAUUAAAGACAACCCUCCAACUCCACACUGUGAUGUUGUUCGAAAGAAGACGAGGAAUGGAAACAUUCAGGUGGUUGGAGUAGCUGAUUUUUCUGAUCCUCUGAUUGACUCAAAUGAGAGUAUAAUAGAUGAAACUGAUGAGGAUUCUAGUCUGCAGUCAGACAAUGAAGUUGUUCCAAAAAAUAUUUUGAUGGAUAGAGUACCAGAUUUUUCUGUUCCUCUUAAUGAGUCAAGUGAUGACAGCAUGGAUGAGCCUUCCACUUCUAUGUCUGAAAUGGCUUCACAAAGGCCGAGGAGAAACUGUCACCGCCCUAUUCAAAGGAGUCUUGUAGAAUCCGAUGACUCAUGUUGCGAUAGUGAAGAUGAGUAUAUUCCAAAUCCCAGGGAGGAAAGCAAUGACAGUGACUGCAGCUUGGAGUUAUCCCUGGAAAAUAAAAGGAAGAAUUUCAAAAUGUCAUCCAUUAGUCAGUGCAGAAACAAGUCUUCAAGUCAGAGCCGAUUUAAGUCCAGUCAGAACAAAAGUGAGUCUUCAAGUCAGAGUCGAUUUAAGUCCAGUCAGAGCAGAAGAUUUGAAACAAGUCAUGACUCGGUACAAAGAUUUCCUGAUAGCCUAGAAGGAAAACACAAGGAGACGAGUGUUUCAAUGACACCUGAAGAAGAGCCAUCGAUCUUUGUUAAUCCAGUUUUAAAGAAGGAGGAUGGUUCCAGAAGAUAUAAUAAAAAACAUCACUGCUUGUAUUGUGGACAGGUAGUUCAGAAAAUGUCAAGACACUUGUCGCGUAGACACAGCGAUGUGGUUGAGGUCGCAAAGGCAUUAAGCUUGCCAAAGAAUUCAAAAGAAAGGCGACGACAGUUGGAUUUUAUCCGAAACAAGGGUAACUUUGAACACAACACUCAAGUUUUGGAGAGUCGCAAAGGCAAACUCAUCCCAUGGAAGCAGCCAAAGAAAAUGACAGAUGGACAAGAAUUCAUGCACUGUGUUUAUUGCUAUGGAAUGUUCCGAAAAAGAGUGAUGUGGCGUCAUUUUCAGGUCUGUAAUUUCAAGCCUCAGGGUAAGACAUCUAAACGAGGUAAAACAAGAGUUCAAGCUUUGUGUGCAUUUGCUGAACCUGCUCCAAUUGGAUUUAGCGACGCGUACUGGAAGUUCUUAAGUGGUAUGAAUCAGGAUGAGGUUGCAGUUGCUAUUAAGGAAGACCGCUGCAUUCUUGAGUAUGGUUACAGACAGUUCAGAAAGAAUGAGUAUGUAAUAAGCCAGCACCAAUAUAUUCGACAAAAACUGAGAGAGCUUGGCAGACUGGUACUGGAAGCAAAAAAGUUGACACAUGUGAAGACAAUCAAAGAACUCAUAAAGCCUGAAAAGUACACCCAUGUUGUCUCGGCUGCAAGAUGCCUAGCUGGAUUCAAUGGUGAAACUGGCAAAUAUAAACGUCCGUCUCUUGCUCGCAAAGUUGGACAUGGCUUGCAUGCUUUAGCCAUGUUUAUCAAAUCUGAAGGAUUGAAGAUGAAAGAUACACAGACUACCAAAGAUGCUGAGGAAUUUGCACUGCUAUACCAAGAAAGUUGGAAAUUUGACAUUGCAAGCCAAGCGCUAACUCAGCUUAACCAGACAAAGUGGAAUUCUCCUCAGAUUCUACCAUUCACACAAGAUGUCCACAGACUUCAUUUCUAUUUGUCUGAGAAACAGCAGAAGCAAUUGAAUGCCCUGCAAGAAGAGCCUUCUCCCUUGAACUGGAAGGACCUUGCUAAAGUGACCCUGGCGCAAGUUAUCCUCUUCAACCGACGAAGAGCAGGAGAAGUAUCCCGAAUGUCCUUGUCGGCGUUCCUGUCAAAGGAUACAUCAGAGACACACGAAGAUGUUAACCUAGCCCUUACAGCACUUGAGCAGAAGCUUUGCAAACAUUUUGUUCGGAUUGCCAUAGUAGGAAAGAGAGGAAGGAAAGUCCCUGUUCUCCUGACCCCGGUCAUGAGAGAAUCGCUCGAUACUCUGACUGAAAAGCGAGAAGAAUGUGGAGUACUGAGUGAAAACGGAUACUUGUUUGCAUUGCCUCUCUCUGUCCAUUAUUUGAGGGGUUCCGAUUGCAUUAGGCAGUUUGUGAACGAAUGUGAUGACAUCAAACACCCCAAAGCACUAACCUCAACAAAACUUAGGAAACACAUUGCUACUCUGUCGACUGUUCUGAAUCUCAAGACUACAGAACUUGACCAAUUGGCAGAUUUCCUUGGGCAUAACAUUGAGGUCCACAGAAAGCACUACCGCCUUCCAGAGGGCACCCUCCAGCUUGCUAAAAUAAGCAAAGUUCUUCUAGCGCUGGAACAGGGACGGCUAGGAGAAUACAAGGGGAAGAAUCUGGAUGAAAUUCAGCUUGAUGUGACUGAGACUGUUGACAUGGAUGGGUGUUCACAAGAGGAAGAUGACUUUAUUCCAGACGUACAGGAGCCUGAAGUUGAGGACAGUGUGGCAUCCACACAAGAACCUACAUCCACACAAGAACCUACUUCCACGCUGCAUUCCCAAUACCAGAGAAAGUCGGCAAAAAAGAGAGGUAAAGAAACUGCUGUCAAAAGAAGCUGGACAACAGAUGAAUGUGCGGCAGUAGAAAGACACCUAAGGAAAUUCAUUGUGAGGAGCCAAGUUCCAGGGAAAAAGGACUGUCAGCGCUGCGUUGAUGCAGAAGCUCAAGCGUUAGGAAAUCGAGACUGGAAGGCGGUCAAAUACUUCAUCAAAAAUCGUAUUUCUGCCAUAAGAAGGAAAGUACAGUGAAAUACAGGUAGCUCAACGUAUUGGAUGCCUUCCCACUAGCAUUUACAUCGGGAUAUACAUUCUAAGUGUUUUCAACAGUUUACAUUUAGUUGUUUUCAUUGUAUUAUCCUCUUAA
Messenger RNA from Rhinichthys klamathensis goyatoka, 4647 nucleotides. RefSeq lists its product as uncharacterized. The record is from RefSeq and is a predicted model, not a curated record. Gene Ontology annotation, molecular function: protein binding. Bases 675 to 4532 code for a protein of 1285 amino acids. NCBI's taxonomy places the organism in Eukaryota, Metazoa, Chordata, Actinopteri, Cypriniformes, Leuciscidae. The transcript has 17 exons.